UUUCACCGCCAUAUAGGAUUCCAAUUCUAAUUUCAUGAAAUAUUGAACAAUUUUUGUUAUCAGAUCGGAUAAUCUCUUCCUCUUGCUUUGAACAGUGGGAGAAUUCCAGCGAAAUUUUGGAGGAAGAGGAGAGAAUGCAUUCGUUAACCUUCAAGGUUUUAGGUGAUUUUAAUGCGGGAUCGAAGAUGAUUUCACAUGGGCGAGGAAGCUCUUGUUUUCCGGAAAUGGAGGUCGGGACAAUGAGGUGUUUCAGGAGUCGUCGAGCAUUAGGAAGAACGUGUAGGAUCGUAGCAUGCGCUACGGAGAGGAAUGGUGAUGGUGGUGGAAGCCAGAGUGCGAGUACGAGUUCGAGUCGUUCUUUUCUGUCCCGCAGUGAAACGUAUGCUCUACUGAAGCAGCAAAUGGAGGUUGCCGCUAAGUCUGAGGAUUAUGAAGAAGCUGCUAGGAUUCGUGACUCGUUAAAAUUAUUUGAAGAGGAAGAGCCAGUUUUGCGUCUUCGAAGACUGAUGAAGGAGGCUAUUUCUAGUGAGAGAUUUGAGGAUGCUGCUAAAUAUCGUGAUGAGCUGAAUGAAAUUGCCCCUCACUGUCUUUUGAAGUGUGCAAGUGAUGCAACAACUUCGGGUAUCAGGGUACAAGUUAGGAGCAUUUACAUAGAAGGCCGAAGCCAACCUUCGAAGAAUCAGUACUUCUUUGCAUACAGAAUAAGAAUAACCAAUAAUUCAAACCGUCCAGUUCAACUUCUCAGAAGACAUUGGAUUAUCACUGAUGCUAAUGGGAAAACAGAAAAUGUCUGGGGCGUUGGUGUUAUUGGUGAACAACCAGUUAUACUUCCCAAGACUGGUUUUGAAUAUUCAUCUGCAUGCCCAUUAAGUACUGCUAAUGGCAGAAUGCUGAGGUGGACAGUCUGGAAGCAGGGUUCUUUAGUAGAAUCUUAAUCUCGCUCGUGAAUUCGUGAUUUUCUGAUUCUUGUGUAGAAAGUUGGGGAAUUAUUACCUGCCAUUAAUGUGGGUUAGGAACCUGAGUUCCUCUUACUAAAUGUGGUGCAGGAAGGUGACUUUGAAAUGAAAUACAUUGACAGAGUGGGUGAACAAUCAUUUAAUGUGGCUAUUGCUCCGUUUUCUCUCUCCAUAUUAGGAGACAACACAGACGCAUUCUGAAGUGCAAACUGCAACCUAAAGUCAGCCUUGCAGAGGCUUUUCGGGACAUCAAGAAGUUCGUCAGAAAUGCUGUUUGCAUAUUUUGUAGAUAUUCAUUUCUUGGGGAUGCUGAAGACCAAAGCUUGCUAACAAAUCCAUUGUAUUCUCAAAUGAAUCUGGAAAUGUUAGGAGUUUCUUAUGUUUGCAAACUCCGGAGAGAGUUGUUGUAAAGAUCAAUAUGUAUAGACGUGUGGCAACUUUAAGUGAAUAGGUAGACCUAAUUCAUUAUCGCAAAGCUUCAAUAAGAUUGAAGUUGGACCAUAUUGAUUCAAGAAUUGUCUCUAUCGAGAAAACCCAUUUAUCCCAGAUUAAUAUUACACCCGUCUUGAUGAUUAAAA
Messenger RNA from Momordica charantia (bitter melon), 1534 nucleotides. RefSeq lists its product as uncharacterized. Gene Ontology annotation, molecular function: protein binding. The record is from RefSeq and is a predicted model, not a curated record. Lineage: Eukaryota; Viridiplantae; Streptophyta; Magnoliopsida; Cucurbitales; Cucurbitaceae.